Messenger RNA from Nematolebias whitei (Rio pearlfish), 924 nucleotides. It is a transcript of the gene tmem121b, whose product is annotated as transmembrane protein 121B. The coding region runs from base 7 to 924 and encodes 305 amino acids. NCBI's taxonomy places the organism in Eukaryota, Metazoa, Chordata, Actinopteri, Cyprinodontiformes, Rivulidae. The record is from RefSeq and is a predicted model, not a curated record. The transcript has a single exon.
GGCAGCAUGAGCUCCGGGGAGGUGUGGGCCGGCGGUUCUGGCCGGGUUCUGGUCUACAGGACGCUGAGCUUCGUGCUGCUGGUCCUGCAGGGCGCGGUUCUGGACUUCUACCUGAUCUCCUUCACGGACCCGUCCUGGUGCUCCUGGAUCGCCACGGACCUGGUGGUGGUCUCCGGGUGGGCCGGCUUCUUCCUCAAGAACUCUCGGAACCGGCGGGAGCGGGCCUGCGGGUUCCACCAGAAGGGUUCGGUUCCGGGCCGCAGCCUGGGGGAGUUCUCCUGGUCCUACCUGGCCUGGCUCAUCUACGUCAUCGCCUGCACCCCCAAGGUGGUCCUGAUCCUGGAGACCGGCAUCCUGGACCUGGUGGCGCUGAAGGUUCGGUUCGGGCUCACCGGGCUGAAGGUCGCGGUUCUGCUGUCCGGACCGCUGCUCUUCUGCCUCAUCAACUCCAUCGUGCUGGACCCGGACGGGCCGAGCCGGUACCGGGCCCACUGCUGCUUCCUCGGAACCUGUCUGGACCUGCUGGACGGGUUCGCGCUGCUGGAGCCGGUUCUGGGGGGCCAGGUCCAGUCCGGGUACCUCAGGUACACGGUUCUGGUCGUGUACUUCGUGGCCCUGGCGGUUCCGGUCGUGUGGCUCUACGAGCUGACUGAGGCCGAGCUGCGGUACCGGUGGAUCUGGGCCCGGUUCGGAACCGGCCUGCUGGUCAACUGGCCCCUGCUGGUGGUCCGGUUCUUCCAGGUUCUGGUCCAGCAGCAGCCCGUGUCCGUGUUCCUCUUCAAGAACCUCUUCUUCCUCCUGACCGGACUCCUGGACCUGCUGGACCGGGCCGCCGCGCUGCGCCGGUACCGGCUGGGCCGAACCGAGCCGGCCCGCUUCUCCCACUGCGUGUCCGAGACCGACAUGUGUCCGCGUGGGUUCUGA